GAGCCGUGUCCGGAAUGGAGUCAAGUGCGGUAGUCUGUUCGGUGCUUUUCGCCCUCGUUGCGCUCGUUCCGGGCCCGACUGAGGGACUUGGUUACUUGCUCGGUCGGAGUUAUAUGGAGCCUUGUGAACGCGGUGCCGGCGCUUGCAUGACGUCGCUCGAGUGCGGACUGCAGAGAGGUCAAUCGCUAGGAUCCUGUUCGAUCGGAGUCUGCUGCCGAGUUGAGAAAACCUGCAACGAAGUCAUCAACUUCAACAACACAUUUUUCGUGCAUCCCGCCGAUGUGCGGCCCAGCUCAUCAUGCAGCGUCGCAGUCGAGAAGAAAUGGGUUCCGGGUGGAAUCUGUCAGCUAAAGCUGGAUUUCCUCGAGUUCGAGACGGUUGGACCCAGCUUCCAAUCGGGGAUGUGUCUACACGACACGUUUUCAGUAGCAGGCGCGGACAAAGUCCCUCCAAUCAUCUGCGGCCUGAACGACAGGCAACACAUGUACGUUGAUGUACGCAACGCACGUAAUAUCCAUCUGAUGAUGAAUCUCGGCCUCAACGUGACAAAUCGACGCUGGAAGAUCAAAGUUAGCCAGAUACCGUGCUAUUCGCCUCGACUCGCGCCACCUGACUGUCUCCAAUACUACGAAGAGCCCACGGGCUACAUCAAAAGUUUCAACUAUGGCAACAUCCACAAUGACACCUCUUAUCAGCUGAACUUGAGGUACCGCAUGUGCUUCCGGGAAACUUGCACUGUUCAACUGAAUCAGCUGGGAUCCUUUGGUCUUGGGGCGCAAAGCGCGGGCGGUGACUCUGCCAACCAGAUCACGGAUGUAGCUGUUGACACUGACUGUGUGAACCACAAAUCAAAUUCGGCUGUUUCGUCGGCCUACAUCGCAAUCGAUGACACCAGGUUCUGCGGGAGCCGAUUUCUACGGAGCUACGAAACCACCAAUCCCGUGUCUUCGAUGACUUUCCAAUCGCCACUGCGAGAGGUCGGUCGAGAUGAUCCGAACAGAAAGUUCGACGGCUUCAUGGUCCAGUACCGCCAAAAUUGUGGCCUCAGAGGCAACAAUAAUCGGUGAUCACAGCGAAGAUUCUGAGGGUGCGGUGAUUCCGGGUCCGACAACAAGUCUGCCUCCGAUAGUCAUACCCAUACCAAUCCCGCAGCUCUAGACACGAAUUCCUAUAAGUCAAAGUGUAUAAAUAAAAAUACAUGUUGAAGACUACCCCGUUCAGAAUAAAAAGUAUCCUCUGA
Messenger RNA from Galendromus occidentalis (western predatory mite), 1240 nucleotides. RefSeq lists its product as uncharacterized. The record is from RefSeq and is a predicted model, not a curated record. The transcript has 7 exons. NCBI's taxonomy places the organism in Eukaryota, Metazoa, Arthropoda, Arachnida, Mesostigmata, Phytoseiidae. The coding region runs from base 15 to 1067 and encodes 350 amino acids.